UUAAAAAAAUUUUGUGAUAAAAAUAUUAAAUGAUUAUUAAACUAUUACUAUAUAUUGUACGAGCUAAUCACAUAAAUUAAAAGGAUACAUAAAAAUAUUGCACACAACGAAAAAGACGUUUUCACUUUUUCCUUUACCAAAACGUAAAAGUCCCCACCAAAAUGAGUAUCAUUGAUAGUGGAAAGUAUCGUUUACGCAAAGAUUGGGCCAGCGCCAGCAUACCAUCAUUGGUCGACAUUGAUGAACAUGCCGAUGAUGAAAUAGAAAAUAACUUAAAUAUAACAUCACCGUUACCACCACAAAAGCCACCACGACGAAGUUCAUUGGCGUUGGGUUUAUUUUCAUCAAAAACCGACAAAAGUCAGAAGAGACGGAGUUCCAUAGCGGUGUCAUUUCUAAGGCGCGACAGCAAUAAGAACUCUUCAAAAGACUCAUAUGAGUCUGCUGUAAAACAAGAAAAAAGUGAUGGUUCCGCUUUACCAAAUAGUCCAGAUGCUACAGUUUAUAGCUCUGAAGAAAAUAUACGCGCGUCAUCUCCUAAUGAACCGGGUAAAGUUACAUUUUUUGAUGAUGGAACUGGUAUGCGUCCUGUUGUAAAAGGAAUGGCACCUUAUGAUACAACGCCACCAAUUGAUAAAGAACGCAACCGACGUCGUCGCAGUUCAUUGCAAACAAAACUUGAUCGGCGUCGCCGUAAAAAUUUCGAAGUCAGUCAAUUAAGUGUUGACAACAGCUUACAAACGGGUUCUCAAAAUGACUUGACCAAUGAUAGUGCAGCUGGCGGUGGCUCAAAUGGUGAUCUUUCCAACGAUGAUAUUGAUUCUGAUCACGUAGCAUAUUAUCCACGUCAAAAACGCGGUUCUUGGUGGAAUAUAUUUGUGCCAGAUAAUCUAAAAACCAGGUCACGUAGGGCUAGUCAAGAUGUUUCGCUUAUGUCACGCAGUGUUGACAAUUUAUCAUUGCCAGUUCGCCGGAGCAAAUCACGCAGUGUUGAUCAUGGCUUAGCAGCGCCUUUCGAUUUGGACUCAUUACGCUCCAAAGUGGAAGGACGUUUCGAGAGUGUUGACAGAUUAUCAAAUGAACGCAAAAAAUCUUCGCUGCCCACAAUACCCACAAUCUCCUACACUGUGGGCAAUCGUGAUACACUAACCUCAGUAGCUGCUCGUUUUGAUACCACUCCAUCGGAAUUGACACAUUUGAAUCGUUUGAAUAGCUCAUUCAUCUAUCCGGGACAACAACUCUUAGUACCGGAUAAGAGCGCGAAAGAUGAUGCCUCAACAACAAGCUCCACAGGUACCACCGAUGAAAAAGGAGCUAGCGCAUCUGGUAAAUCAAGUCCUGUUGAACGUAAACUAUCCACCGACGAGCAAAAUGAUGAGAAAGAUUUACUUGAAGGUCUACGACCAGGGUCACCAAAGCCUGGUCAUAUCGAACGUAUUGAUGUUGCUAAAAAUCCCGACAAGACGGAUGAUCCUAUCAUAACACAACGUUUUCUCAAGAUUAACGUACGCCAUAUCACAGAUGGACAGGGUGUGGUCGGUGGCGUGCUGUUAGUCACACCAAAUGCUGUAAUGUUCGAUCCAAAUGUAUCAGAUGCACUUGUUAUCGAACAUGGACCAGAGAGUUACGGCGUUAUAGCACCCAUGGAGUUAGUUGUUAAUGCGGCCAUAUUUCAUGACAUUGCACAUAUGCGUGUUUCUGGUGGUGUUGAUUCUAAUCAAAAUGAAAAGGUUGAAAUUUAUUAUCCGCAAGCAGUAUUAGAUGCGCAAAAGGCUAAGGAGGAAGCCAGUGCUGAAGUUGAGGCAGCCGCUGAGGCUGAACCUGAAGAUGGUGCAGCUAAAAGUCGUUUAGAUGUUGAAGUUGGUUCAAUGGAAACUUGUGAUGAUCAAGAAUCCCUUUGCUCUGGCUCUGGCCGUGAUGGUGAUGCAUUUCCCAAAGCUUUUGAACGUGAGCGUAUUGAUGAUCAGGAUAAAAGUACAGCAGCCAAAGAUAGUGCAAAGACUGAUGGCGAAAAUAACACCGCCGAUGAUGAAAAGAAAAAUCUGAGUUUCACAGACACACGCACUACUUUAGAAGAAAGGCGUAAAAGUCUUUUAGAUCAUCAUUGGGCUAUACCAAGCAAAGAUAGAUUAUGUUUAUCUAAUUCUCGAAGAUCAUCUGAAGAUGAAGGUGACAACGAAUCGAACACAACAAUUGAUAGUGGUGCACGAGGACAGGAUCCACACUCGGCCACAUCAUCAAUAAGUGGUAUACUUGGCAAUCUAGCCGGUGGUAUAGCAGCAAUUGACCUCGAACAUUUGGAGCAAUUAUCCAAACAAUCAUGCUACGAUUCAGGCAUUGAUAUACGCGAACCAAUACCAAAUAUACAACCAAUACCAAAGAAAACUGUAUAUAGCGAUGCAGAUAUUGUAUUAAGCUCCGAUUGGGUACCACCGAAAACAAUUUCACCCACAUUUGUAAGUGAAUCACCGCCACGCAGUUCAAUUACUGGACAUAGUCUCGAUGCUAGCAUUGGUAGUGGUGCUGGAGGUACACGCAAGAAAACCUCAAGUGUUAGUUUUAGUGUAGAUGAUAACAAUGGAGAACAACCAAUAAAUGCGCAAAGUGAUAAAAACUCAGCAGAUAAGAAAAAUAAGAUGUUAAAACGCCUAUCAUAUCCUUUAACAUGGGUAGAAGGUCUCACUGGCGAUGCAACUGCACCUCCUGGCACUGGUAAUAUUGGCAGGUCAGCGGACACUGAUUCAGCUCCAAAUACUGGAGAUUCGAGUCAAAGCGUAUUUUCGAAAGUAUUUUCUAGACGCUCAUCAAUUGGUACAUUUAUGCGUCCACAUUCAUCGGAGGGCACUGCAUCCACAACUAAGCUAAAAGAUGUGAAACAGCAACCAAAAUUGGAUUAUCGGUCUAUGGUGUCUGUUGAUGAUAAACCUGAACUAUUCAUCAGUGUUGAUAAAUUGAUACCACGACCAGCUCGUGCUUGUCCAGACCCACCUUUGUAUUUACGCUUACGCAUGGGUAAACCCAUUGGCAAAGCAAUACCGCUACCGACAUCUGUUAUGUCGUACGGCAAAAAUAAGUUGAGACCUGAAUAUUGGUUCAGUGUGCCUAAAAAUCGGUGA
This is a messenger RNA of Teleopsis dalmanni, 3116 nucleotides long. Its product is annotated as nuclear receptor coactivator 7-like. Lineage: Eukaryota; Metazoa; Arthropoda; Insecta; Diptera; Diopsidae. The record is from RefSeq and is a predicted model, not a curated record. The transcript is spliced from 13 exons. The coding region runs from base 162 to 3116 and encodes 984 amino acids.